This is a messenger RNA of Dryobates pubescens (Downy woodpecker), 2024 nucleotides long. RefSeq names its product ras homolog family member F, filopodia associated (gene RHOF). The record is from RefSeq and is a predicted model, not a curated record. The coding region runs from base 127 to 855 and encodes 242 amino acids. The transcript has 5 exons. Lineage: Eukaryota; Metazoa; Chordata; Aves; Piciformes; Picidae. Gene Ontology annotation, biological process: cell migration; small GTPase-mediated signal transduction. Gene Ontology annotation, molecular function: GTP binding; GTPase activity.
GGUGAGGCGGCAGCGCGGCCCCGGGCGGGGCCCUAAGACACCUGAGGCGCCGGCGCCCGCAGCGCGGCCAAUCCCCGGCGGAGCGCGGGCGGUGCCUGCCCGCCCCGGGGCGCCCCAAGGCGGCUGAUGGGGGAGCUGCGUCCCGGCAGCGCUGCUCCCUGCCCGGCCCGAAGCCCUGCUCCGCACCCAUCCAUGGAGGCGGCCAACGGGGCCGUGCCCGUGGGCGCGGCGGGGGACUCCCGAGGCAGCGGGGCCGCCCCGUCGGGUAAAAAGGAGGUGAAGGUCGUGAUAGUAGGGGACGGCGGCUGCGGGAAGACGUCGCUGCUGAUGGUGUACGCCAAGGGAUCCUUCCCCGAGCAAUACGCUCCCUCCGUCUUCGAGAAAUACACAACCAGCGUUACGGUGGGCAAAAAGGAGGUCACCCUGAAUCUGUACGACACCGCAGGGCAGGAGGACUACGAUCGCCUGCGACCACUUUCUUACCAGAACACAAAUGUUGUGUUGAUUUGUUACGAUGUCAUGAACCCCACUAGCUAUGAGAAUGUAGUAGCCAAGUGGUAUCCUGAAGUGAAUCACUUCUGCCGAGGUGUCCCAGUUGUACUGAUUGGCUGCAAGACAGACCUGAGGAAAGACAAAGAGCAGCUGCGCAAGCUCAAGGCUUCCAAGCAGGAGCCCAUUACUUACAACCAGGGUGAGGCAGCUUGUCAGCAGAUCAGUGCAGAAAUUUAUCUGGAGUGCUCAGCAAAGUGUCGUGAAAACAUCGAAAAUGUCUUUAAAGAAGCAACAACCAUCGCCCUGAACGCCAUCAGGAAGGCCAGGCGCCAGAAGAAGCAGAGAGCAUGCUCUGUGCUAUGAUCUGGGCUGCAGGAGAGCAUUGACUGCACAACAGCCAAGCCAUUCAGAUGCUGAAAACAGUAGAACGUUACAGACCUUUUUUUAUUAUUAUUACACAUUUGUAUUCCUAAAACUAUUUUUGGUUUUGAAUGUUUUAUAAUUUUUAGUGUUUUUGCACUUCUGUUGCACUGCUCUCAGAGUUUUCAAGGUUCUUUAUCACAGUUAACUGAUGCUGUCUGCCUUUGUCCGUCUGGCUUUUGCUCCUAACAGCAAACAACCACAAGUCAGGUCUUGGACUCACUGUUUAAACUGCAACAAACAGCAACUGCAGCUGAAUGACUUAAAAUAGUGUUUGGGUUUUUCUCCUUCUGCAAAGUAACUGUGGCAUGCUGUAGCUACAAUUUACUGUCUUCUCCAAGAAGCAAAGCUGGAAAGACACAUCUUUUAGAAGCAAUGUCUGUGCAGCUUACCAGGCACCUUUGAAGAGACAGAAAUUAAAGAUCUGUCUUAACAUUUCCAAAUCUAUUUACUUGGUGGCAGUCGGAGGAGCUAGCUACAUGCCAACUACAGAGCAUGCAGAGGGAGCAUCCACCACUGCCCCUGUACCACCUUUGGAGAGCUGCAUGUUUAGAGGUCCUCUUGCAAGGCCAGCUGCUGUAUCAGAAAGUGGUAUUUAUCAAUGGAAAUACAUCAGUUGCUCUUCAGAAAUGGAAUGGCAAGGUAAAUAUUUCAUUUAAAACUCUCAAAGUUAGAAGUAGUCCAAACAGCUACUCUGUGUAAUGUAAAGUCAUUUUUAUGGUGAACUUCCAUAGCUUAUUUAAUACAUGACAGAUGCAGGUACUGGUGCAUGCUCGGGGAAAUACUUAACUCACAUUCAUUAACUGUUGGAAAGCCUCUGUUGUUAUAAAUUAAAGUUCUCCCUUUUGUGAUGGUGUCAGUUGUCUGUUGAAGGAUAAGGGAUGCUCCCACUGCACAACACAUGCCUCCAAUAUCCUGGUUCUUUUGCACAUCCCAUGUAGCAAGAUCUGAGUUCAGGAGCAGUCACUAGUUUGUAGCCAUCACAAACCAAACCUGUGAGGUUUCUGCAGUACAGGUAUUGGCUAGAAGCUUUCUGUGGAAGGCAAACUACAGCCCAUCCCAAGUGAGAACACACAGGACUUGUGUUAACAGUAACAAGACACAACCUUUGG